AGGAAAGAGAGAGAGAGAGAGAGAGAGAGAGAGAGAUGGCUCCUUCGCACACAAUGGCCGGCGGCGAGAGUGGAGACAGCUACAGCCAACACUCGACGUAUCAGAGAGCGUUGCUUGAAGCUACGAAGGAAAAGAUCGACGAAGCCAUCACUACAAAACUCGAUCUCUACUUCACUUCCAAUAGCUUUAGCUUCAACGUAGCGGAUUUUGGUUGUUCCACCGGGCCCAACACGUUUGUCGCUGUCCAAAACAUAAUAGAUGCCGUAGGACACAAGUUUCAGGAGCAAACCCUAGAAAACCCUAAAGACGUCGAGUUCCAAGUUUUCUUCAACGACCACUCCAACAACGAUUUCAACACUCUCUUCCGGACACUUCCUCCGACCAGAAGUUACUUCGCUACCGCCGUUCCAGGCUCUUUCUUCGGCCGUGUCCUUCCCAAAGACUGUCUCCACGUAGGACACUGUUCUUAUUCGCUUCACUGGUUGUCCCGAGUUCCAAGAGGAAUCACGGCUCGCGAUUCUCCCGCGUGGAAUAAGGAUAUCCAUUGCACGGGAUUCACGAAAGAGGUCGCGGAUGCGUAUCUUGAUCAGUUCAAGGUCGAUUUCGGGGGUUUUCUGAGUGCGAGAGCUCAAGAAUUUGUGUCCGGAGGGUUGUUAAUGCUUCUUGGGUCGUGUCUACCAGACGGUGUUAAAAUGUCGGAAACGAUGAAAGGGAUACUCUUCGACUGCAUUGGAUCUUCUCUCAACGAUGUAGCUAAACAGGGCCUAAUCGAUCAAGAAAAGCUGGACUCAUUCAACAUGCCGAUAUACGUUGCGCAAGUGGGAGAGAUCAAGGAUGUGAUCGAGGAAAACGGGUGUUUCGAACUGGAGGCGUUCGAGAAAGUGAGCCACGCGAACGACGAGUUCCCGUUGGACGCAAAGUUCUUGGCGACGCUGCACAAAGUUACGUUCGGAGGGCUGUUCGAGUCGCAGUUCGGGAAAGACGCCGUGGAGAAGGCGAUGGGAUGUUUCGAGGGGAAGGUCCAAGAUUCGCUCCAAGAACUGGCCAAUGCCAAAGCCGGGAUGCAGUUCUUCGUUCUCCUUCGGCGAAAGUGAUUGCCGAUCAUUUGAAACAGAGGAGAUUUUUUUUUUUUUUUUUUUUUUUGUACCUGUGAUCUACCUGUUGGGUGAAUAACUAUGGAACAUGAUGAUGUCGUACACCAAUCAAAGGGAUAUCAUUGGUGAAAAAACAAAAGUUACGUGUAUGAAAUGUUUGGGUGAAUUACAUAAGAAAAAAUGUUGGGUGAAUGA
Messenger RNA from Tarenaya hassleriana, 1289 nucleotides. RefSeq names its product probable S-adenosylmethionine-dependent methyltransferase At5g38780. Gene Ontology annotation, molecular function: S-adenosylmethionine-dependent methyltransferase activity. The transcript is spliced from 3 exons. Gene Ontology annotation, biological process: methylation. Bases 36 to 1094 code for a protein of 352 amino acids. The record is from RefSeq and is a predicted model, not a curated record. Lineage: Eukaryota; Viridiplantae; Streptophyta; Magnoliopsida; Brassicales; Cleomaceae.